Paraglomus occultum is the source of this 495-nucleotide messenger RNA. NCBI's taxonomy places the organism in Eukaryota, Fungi, Glomeromycota, Glomeromycetes, Paraglomerales, Paraglomeraceae. The record is from the annotation of a GenBank genome assembly.
AUGAGCGCCAGUGAAGCAAAGAAAAUCACUUUAAAGAGCUGCGACGAUGUCGAGUUCAAAGUUGACAUACGAGUCGCAAGUCGCUCCAUCUUGCUCAAAAAUAUGAUCGAGGACGUCGGUGAAACCGACCAAUCGAUUCCCUUGCCUAACGUAAACGAAAGAGUUUUAAAAAAGGUUCUCGAAUGGUGUGAGCAUCAUAAAGAUGAUCCUCAGCCAGCCAUGGAGGACAGCGACACCCGCAGGAGAAAUACCGAAAUCGAUGAAUGGAAUAAGAAAUUUCUUGAAGUGGAACAGGAUAUGUUGUUUGAGAUUAUCUUGGCCGCAAAUUACCUGGACAUCAAACAACUUCUCGAUAUCGGCUGCAAAACUGUCGCUAAUAUGAUCAAGGGAAAGACACCGGAACAGAUUCGGGAAACCUUUAAUAUUCAAAACGACUUUACUCCAGAGGAGGAGGAACAGAUUCGUAAAGAAAACGAAUGGGCUGAGGAUCGAUAA